Molecule: messenger RNA, 3783 nt
Organism: Darwinula stevensoni
Lineage: Eukaryota; Metazoa; Arthropoda; Ostracoda; Podocopida; Darwinulidae
Source: the annotation of a GenBank genome assembly
AUGCGUACGCCUAGCAACCCUGUCUACGCGGCCGGGAGCAGCUGCUCUCCUCCAUUGUCUAUUAUGGAACUGUCAACCGCCAGGACUGGAAGGGAAGUGGAUGUUUUCGCGAAAGACGGGCACCCCGACCCAGGCGGAAAGCUGCGCGUGCGCAUUGGGUCGUGGUGUCCGAUUGCUAUGGCCGGAAGCCGCCUAUUGGAAUCCCAGGACUUGGACCUGAGUUCCGCCCGGUAUAUGGGAUUCAGCCUGAAAUCAGCCUGCGAUUUCCACGCUCUUACCUCUCCCGUCGCUCGAGAAAACAAUGUCUUUCUCCAGUUUUCGAUCGAUGGAGGCAUCACUUGGACUCUUUUCAAGGAGUUUCCAUACGACGAAUUGAGGGGAGAAAGACGAUACUAUUUCGGUCUGGAUCAGGAAGACUGGAUGAGGACCAAUGCCAGCCGAUUUCGAUUCUGGCAACCCCGGAACUCUGGAUUGGGGCACGGAAGCUGGGCGUUGGAUUCCGUCAUUAUCGGGGGUUCUGCCGUCCUUCCUGAUCUCUUCUUCGACGAUUUCCAGCAUCCUCAACUGAGUCGCAAAUCCUGGCUUCAUCUGUCCGGAUCACAUUUCUCUUCUCGUUCAAAUAGCUCGACGGACGCAUUCCUUUCCUUCGGUAAUGCGAAUGAAUCCGGCCUUGAAUCAGCCGAGACCAGAGACCUUCACAUUUUCCCUGGAUACCUCUUGCAAUUCGAGAUCUACUUGGAGAGCGGCGGUGGGAAGGUGUGGGUGGAGUAUUCCCCUGACUGGGGGAAUCGAUGGGAGCUGGUGGUCGGGCCGGAGACAGCCGUUCAAUCCAGGAUGGAUCGCCAUUCCAUCUACCAUCCUCAUCCAUGGAUGGUCUGGCGACUCAUCACCAUCCCCCUCGACCCUGUUCUUCCAUCCAGGCAGGCCCGUUUCCGCUGGAGACAGGCAGGAAGAGGAUGGAAGGAAGAAGGAAAGAGGUGGGGAUUAGACAACGUCUACAUUGGACCGGGUUGCCCUGGAAACCAGUGUGGUGGCCGAGGUCUCUGUUUCCAAGGCAACAGUUGCCUCUGCUCUGAAGAUUUUCGAGCUGGCAACUUUUGUGCCUCUUCCAUCCCGCGACCCUCCACCUUUCGAGAGUCCUUUCAGAAUGGGCUGAAGCGGGAGAAAUUCUCAGAGUGGCCCAGGGGUUCAUCGGAAGGUUGUGAGGGAGUCUUCCAGGGUCUAGGAUUUUGCUUCCCAGAAUCAAAUGAUCAUAUGAUUCUGUCCACGAUCCCCUUGGAUCUCACUAAAGCAACGAUGGUAUCAUUGGUACUUCCAGACGAGGCACGAACUCUGGGUGUCUCGUUUCGAUUCCUUCAGCCUGGUGAACAUGAAUGGUCUGCUGGAGAUUGGGCCUUGGACCAUGUACACAUUGGGGGACACCUUGUACCUCCAAACUCCUUUCAUACCCAGGACCUGCAACCUGAGGUCCAAAGUGAUGGCCGAAUCAUCUACCCUGAGGACAAUCCUGAUUACACCAAUGAAUUCCUGUCUAUGGUUGAUGUGAAAGCUGUAAAUGGAUAUUGCAAUGAGUCAGGUGUGACACUUGUGGGGCAUGAGGGCUUGAGAGCUGUGCUGGAGACCUCAGCUGUGGAUGUGAAGCCUGGGUGGAUGCUCCAAUUUCGAUUUGCUAUUGGGUGUGGGUGGGGUCAACAAUGGGCAGGGCAUCAUGCCCUCAGGCUAGAAUAUUCUUUGGAUCACGGUUUCACCUGGAACCUGAUACAGAGGCAUUGUCCUACAGGAGGCUUAUCCUGUAAAAGUCCAAGAACACCCACAGUCUACUAUGGUCCAUUCCAAUGGACACUUGUGACCAUUAUCCUUGAUGAGCAGCAAGCCAGUGGAUCAACCCAGUUUCGUUGGAUGCAUCCUGGAGCCCCUAGUAGCUGGGGGGUAAAGGACAUUUAUAUUGGUCCUCCAUGUCCAUUGGGGUGCUCAAACCGAGGACUUUGUUCAGUUUCAUCUCAACGCUGCACAUGUUCCACUGAAUUCUAUGGUCAUGGAUGCCAGUUCUCAGAUCGCCUCCCUACUUACCUGAAGGAGGACUUCUCAAUUGGUGAGAGAAAUCAGUCCUUAUGGGAGCAUUGGCAGGGGAGUUGGCCAGGUCGCCCAUGCCAUUCCUUGGGGACCUCUCCUGCUCUUUUGGCCUUGGGUUCCAAGGAUAGAUCUGUUCUCACUCAACCUCUGGACCUCAGGGAUGGAGACUUCAUCAGAUUUAUCAUGGGUUUUGGGGGCUCUUUCUCUGAUGAAAGGAAACCAUGCUUUGUGUCUGAAGAAAAAGACUCUCAAAGUGUUUAUCUCCGAUAUUCAUCUAAUGGGGGUGUUACAUGGGACAUAUUGAGGGAAAUCAAUCCACUUGAGUUUCUAAAUGGGCCCAAGGAGCUCUACUUCCCAUUACCAGAACAAGCCAAAGCCCUUGGAGUUCAGUUCCAAUGGUGGCAGCCCUUGAUUGAUGACCAUGGCCAAUCACAAGGAUUUGCUCUCGAUGAUGUCUUCAUCGGGGGAAGAAGUGUGAAUCUCCCUCAUCUCUACUUGGACUUCAACAAUGGCAUACCCAAGGAUCAUAUCAGAUUCCACCCUCAUGGAAAACUACAAAAUGAAUUCUGUUCAAGGAAGGAUCCUGUUUUGGCAUGGGAUGCUACAUUGGCUGAAGCCAGAAAGGAAUUGACUACAAGCAAAGUCAUUGUCUGUGCCGACUACAUUGUGCAGUUUAAGAUAUCAGUAGGAUGUACCCAGGGUUGUAGCUUAGGGCAUGAAGUGGCAUUGGAGUAUCGGAAAGACCCGAUGGGGGCUUGGAGGCCACUACUUUCACCCUGUCUCCCAGCAACUGUAAAAGGCCCAGACCAGCACUGCUUUCCCAGUCAGUUCCACUCAGGCACCCACUAUUUCCAGAGCUCUCAUGCUUCAUGGACCCGCAUCACACUUCCUCUUCCAGAUGAGACCUUUUCUGGAGAGACUGAGUUCCGCUUUGUCCAGAAGACACCACCCAAUGCCCAACCUCUGAUCUGGGCCCUGGAUGACCUUUAUAUAGGAGAGACCUGUCCUCACCUAUGCCAUGGAAGAGGAGAUUGCAGGUUUGGGUCCUGCAUCUGUGAUCCCCCAUACAAAGAAGACCAUUGCAAGCCAGACCAUCACAUUCCAGACUCAUUCUCUGAGACCUUUGAAAGCAAUUUGAACCCACACCUUUGGUCAGUGGUUAGGGGUGGAAGACUCGGAAAAGAAUGUGGUGACUCCACCUCGCUUUUCCGUGGGAAUCAACUUUACUUCUCUGGCUGUGGGACUCGAGAAGCCAUUACCACAGACCUCAAUACAACACACACUAUCAAGUUGAGUUUUGUGCUGAGAAUUGGGAGUCCUGGGCACAGGCCCACAUGUUCCAUUGACCUCAGGGACCCAGAGGAGUCCAUAAACAAGGGGGUGGUGCUUCAGGUUUCCCAGGACAAUGGAAUUCACUGGAUAACCCUUGCCUACCAUCACCCAUCUCUCUUCCUCCAAGCAAAGAAGGUGAUGUAUUCUUUGCCAGAAGAGGCAUUGGGCCCUUGGGUGAAGUUUCGCUGGUGGCAGGCUUUCAAUUCUGGACCUGACCGGGAUCAAUGGGCCAUUGACAACAUAAAGCUCAUCUCAGCCAGUCAGCAGUAUGAGCAUAUGAUCAAAGUCUCCAGUGAUCAUGGCCAGGAACUCUGAGGGCAUGUUCAAGUCCUAAUAUGAAUCAUUCUUCUAGUCAUAUUGUCAUCAUUGUUUCUUGUC